Messenger RNA from Arachis duranensis, 501 nucleotides. RefSeq lists its product as uncharacterized. The record is from RefSeq and is a predicted model, not a curated record. NCBI's taxonomy places the organism in Eukaryota, Viridiplantae, Streptophyta, Magnoliopsida, Fabales, Fabaceae. The coding region runs from base 1 to 501 and encodes 166 amino acids. The transcript has 5 exons.
AUGUUUGCUUUCCUGUCCUGUUUCACAGUUCUUCAGCGUCGUCCUUCGUCGUGUUUGUCGCCAGCUCGCCGUCCUCGAAGGUCCAUGCUCUGUUCGGAUAUAUAUCAGGAGACUCUUGCCAAGGCACUUGCAAAGCAUUUUGGUGCAAGGCUACUAAUUGUGAAUUCCCUUUCACUACCUGGUGGAACUCCUUCAAAGGAAGUUGAUUCUGCUAAAGAAAGUUCAAAGCCUGAACGACCAUCUGUGUUGGCCAAGAGAAGUACACAUGCUGCUUCUUUAAAACAUAGUAAACCAGCUUCUAGUGUUGAUGCUGAAAUUGUGGGUGGAUCCACAAUAAGUUCUCAGGCUAUGCUGAAGCAGGAGGUUUCUACUGCUUCAUCAAAAUGCACUACUACUAAAACAGGUGAUCGAGUAAAAUUUGUUGGUAACUUCCCUUCUGCUGUCUCAUCAAUACAAAAUCAUCCUUCAAGAUACGACACUUAUUUAAUUGAUCUGCAUUGA